AUGGGUGACACAAGCUCCUGCUUACAGGGCUGGAGGAUUCCCACAUACCAGAUGUUCAUUCCGCAGCAAGCAUGCUGCACACUGAUUGAGCUUCCCGUCCGUAUCAUGACGACGGAAGGAUACCAUGAUUGUCGUGGCGGCCCUCCUUACGCAGUUUGGCUUCUCCGUAAUCAAACAGGGAAAGGCCAAGAAUAUUACCGUAUUACACUAGGAAGAUACCACUCCAUCCGAUCCUGUGUCUUGAUUUGGACCCCUACGCGAUCGCCAAUCACUCAUCUGGCGGUUCCGCCCGAAAGUGACCCUUUCGGGCCAAGACUGACGACAUUUUCUCCCUUCCACUGUGGCGAUUCGUACUCGUAUCGGGGCGAGCACCUGAUCCCGCAUAGGGAAUUUCUUUCCCCUCUGAUUAGCAGUUUCUUUGUCGCCGUAGUAAAACCAGCCUCUUCCUCCAUGCGUCUGAACACCUAUCCUGGUCUCAAGCAGGGAUCAACUGAGCCUACCACUGAGAAUUUAUCCGCUGAACCAAACAUCCAGGCAUUCCCUGUGAAAAGCUUGACAAAUCUUAUCCGGGGUGAUGGCAGGUCUUCGGCUCUGGGCGGCAAAGUGAAACCCAGCCAGAAGCAAAACAAGGAACUCCGACAGGCAAAAAGAAGAACGAAGAACUUAAAAAAAAAAAAAGCCAGCCUAGGAUCAGUCAUAUGCAAAUCAAUCGGCCACGUAAGACCAGAGCAUAGCUGA
This is a messenger RNA of Aspergillus piperis CBS 112811, 738 nucleotides long. RefSeq lists its product as uncharacterized. The transcript is spliced from 8 exons. NCBI's taxonomy places the organism in Eukaryota, Fungi, Ascomycota, Eurotiomycetes, Eurotiales, Aspergillaceae. Bases 1 to 738 code for a protein of 245 amino acids. The record is from RefSeq and is a predicted model, not a curated record.